AUGGCAACAGUCUCGGUGUCAACACCUCUCAAAAGCCAUCAUGGUCUCUUUUCCACGAAGACCGCAGGUGGCAGAAUACCUCUCACCCCAUCCCCCAGACAGAGAACGGUGAGCGUCACCACCAACAUCUCCACAACCUCUUCACCCUCUACUCCUCUUCGCAGAGAACAAUCGAUCCACAAGUCAGACCCAUCCACCUUUUUCUCUCGAUCCAUCUCAAGGUCGGUGUCCAAGUUUGCCUAUGCCAAUUCUCCCAAAUCCAAUAUUGCCAAAGGCCGGCAGUCACCCAAGCAACUAGAGCUGGGUGUCUCAGAAUGGACAUUGACAGGCACUGGGCCAAGCACAUCUGCUACACCGUCAAGAGAGAAGGCCAAGAAAGAGACGGUCCUGAGGUCAAGAGCGGGCAAGACCACAAUCAGACUGCCAAACAACACCGCGGACCGAUUCAUCCCCAACCGAGGUGCAAGUGCCGGUCUGGCGACUGCCGGUUGUGGCAAGGCGGAUGAGAACACUCGACCUCGAACUGCUGGAGAUGGGUCCAUAGUGCUCGCAAAUGCUGCCAGUGCCAGUGCCUUUGAGAUCUCUGCACGAGGUGCAGAUACCGAUAUCACAACUGCACUAGAAGGCCUUGGUCUUGAAGACGACAACACCACCUCAUCUUACACUCGGACGAAUCCCGACUCCAGUGCUUAUGAAUCAUCACUAGCUUCCGCAUGUGGCAUCUCAACGAGUCAACGUAUUCUUGAAUUCAAGCCCGCUCCUCCGGAAUCAUCCAAGCCGAUUGACCUCCGGUCACAAUACAACCGCCCAUUGAAGCCAGCAAGUGCUCAAUCAGCUCAGUUCCGUCGACGCAUUCAAUCCGCGCCCGAGCGAGUACUAGAUGCACCUGGCCUUGUCGACGAUUAUUAUCUCAAUUUGCUCGACUGGAGUUCGGGCAACCAGGUCGCCAUUGGGUUGGAGCGCAAUGUCUAUGUCUGGUCCGCCGACAGCGGCACGGUCAGCUGCCUAUUGGAGACCUCGCCCGACACCUAUGUCAGCAGUGUCAAAUGGUCGGGCGACGGCGCCUACGUUGGCGUGGGUCUCAGUUCCGGGGAAGUCCAGAUCUGGGACGUGGAAGAAGGAACGAAACUCCGGAGCAUGUUCGGUCAUGAAACUCGGGUAGGUGUGAUGGGAUGGAACAAGCACACCUUGUCAACAGGGGCAAGAAGUGGGCUCGUCUUCAACCAUGACGUCCGGGUCGCCCAACAUAAGGUUGCCGAGCUGGUGUCCCAUACGUCGGAAGUUUGUGGCUUGGAAUGGCGCAGCGAUGGCGCGCAGCUGGCGACGGGCGGGAACGACAACUUGGUGUCGAUUUGGGACGCACGCUCAUUGGCUGCGCCCAAGUUCGCAAAGAAGAAUCACCGUGCGGCGGUCAAGGCCCUUAGUUGGUGUCCCUGGCAAUUGAACCUCCUGGCCACUGGUGGCGGGUCGUACGACCGCCAUAUUCACUUUUGGAACACGACGACAGGCGCACGAGUCAACAGCAUCGACACGGGAUCACAAGUGACAAGUCUCAAAUGGAGCAAUCACUACCGCGAAUUGGUGAGCUCAGGCGGCUUCCCAGACAACUCGCUGAGCAUUUGGAGCUAUCCGACUUUGGUCCGAAAUGUGGAGAUUCCCGCACACGAGACUCGAAUCCUUCACAGCUGUCUUAGCCCUGAUGGACAGAUGCUGGCAACGGCAGCGGCUGAUGAAAGUUUGAAGUUCUGGAAAGUCUUUGAGCGGAAAGCGGGCGUCAGUGCGGCAGCGUCCAGGGAGGGCGGCGUCGGCAAAGGCGGCGCGAUGGCGAAGCAGAUGACCAUUCGAUAA
This is a messenger RNA of Cladophialophora psammophila CBS 110553, 1848 nucleotides long. Its product is annotated as cell division cycle 20, cofactor-APC complex. Bases 1 to 1848 code for a protein of 615 amino acids. Gene Ontology annotation, molecular function: anaphase-promoting complex binding; ubiquitin ligase activator activity; protein binding. Gene Ontology annotation, biological process: anaphase-promoting complex-dependent catabolic process; positive regulation of anaphase-promoting complex-dependent catabolic process; positive regulation of ubiquitin protein ligase activity. The record is from RefSeq and is a predicted model, not a curated record. The transcript is spliced from 2 exons. NCBI's taxonomy places the organism in Eukaryota, Fungi, Ascomycota, Eurotiomycetes, Chaetothyriales, Herpotrichiellaceae. Gene Ontology annotation, cellular component: anaphase-promoting complex.